Molecule: messenger RNA, 723 nt
Organism: Seminavis robusta
Lineage: Eukaryota; Bacillariophyta; Bacillariophyceae; Naviculales; Naviculaceae
Source: the annotation of a GenBank genome assembly
AUGAUGAUUAAUCCGGACGACUCUACUGAUCAAGAUGACACACCAGCCAUCAUUCCUGUGGCUUCAGCUACCCCCAUUACUCAUCAAGCUUCAACUGCCACCAACACGCCCGUCGUCUCAGUUCGAGUGGUAUUAGAUGAAAUUGAAAGUGCUCCAAUUUUCCUGGAAGAAAACGAAAGAGGCAGGGAUCCUCCUGCCAGGAGCGCCCCCGAAGAAGAAGAAAAACAAGAAGAAAAGCAAGAUGAAGAAGCAGGCAACAAUGGCAACAAUGAAGCCGGAGGAUCUGUUCUUCCAGUGCCCGAUUCCCCAGGAAGGGGCAUUUGGACCCCAACUUUUAUUCACUUCAAGACUGAUGCUGUCAACGAUAACAAUACCAAUAAUAAUUACAACACAAACAACAGCACCGACAACACAAACAACAUCAACACAAACACUGCGGGUCGGAGAUGUCUCUGUGCCAUUAUUGUUAUUUCCCUGGCAGCAGUGGCAAUCACAGGAAUUCUUUGCGGGACUGGGGCUUGUACGGCAUCAGCAUCCACUGAUGCACCUAAUGUUCCCAUGUCCAUGUCACAUCAGCCAACUACCGACCAACCAUUUCUCCAUCCAAAAGAACAACUCUUGAGCCUACAACAGCAAACCCAACAACCAAGCAGCCCACUCCCAAUCCAACUACAAAUCCACCCUCGGCAACACCACCAGAGACAGUUGAGCUCUUUGGCAUAA